GUAUGUGGAUGGCAUGGCUUGGAUUCUGGAGCAUGGAGGGGGGGAAGGGAGGGAGUUCAGGUGCAGCCACUGCAGUGCGGCCGGCGGCAGCAGCAGCAGCAGCAGCAGCAGCAGCAGGAGCAACGCCUGCAGCAACGGCAGCAGUGGCAGUGGCAGCAGCGGCAGCAGUGGCAGCGGCUGCAGCGACAACAGCAGUAGUGGCAGCGGCGGCAGCAGCAGAAUGGAAGGCAAAGUCGUUCCCAAGGGCAUGUUUGUGAGUGGCGUGGGUGCCCCUGAUUUCGCCCUUGCAGUGGCUACAGUUUACAGUGGCCUCGAGGCCAAAGCACUGUAAGGUAGGAGCCAUGUUCUUCACAGGUGCAAAGAUCUCGACCAGCAUGGAGGAUGCUGCCAUUGAGGAGGCCAGGAAGAGGCCGAGAGGGGAGAGACUGGGAAAUGCAGGGCUGAGAGGGGAGAGACUGGGAAAUGCAGGGCUGAGGAGCGGGGUGGAUGAGGGAGGAGGAACAGGAGGAGGGUUUGACGCAGCAGUGUCUGCUGCAUCAGCAACGGUGCCCCCAGCUCCCACUGCUGCUGCCUCUCCCAACGGCUCUUCUGUUUGCAGCAGCGGUGUAGCCAGCAACAGUGUGGCUCUCAGAUCCGGACUUGUGCCCGUCAACACAGACCCCGUUGUUGCAAUGCUGACGUUUCGAGUUGCUUGCAUCUUGCAGUGGGUCCGAAUCUACGGCUCUGAUUUCAUCUCGGCGAAGAACUGCUUCAAGGACAGCCCACAGGGCAAGGUCCUGCCGAUGCGCCACCCACUUCGGGACCUUCCGAGCCUGCUGCUCAGGUUCGGUGCCAUCCCCAAGCCUGUGGAAGGAAGCAGCCAUUCCUUGGAGUGGGAGGAGUGGCCUGAAGGCGAUGAAGCUGCGGUGAAGCUUCCUGAUGAUGCGAGGGCCAGAUUUUUUGGGCUGGGCAGGACGGAUGAGAGGCAAGGUGGCACGAACAGAGGGCAUGUGGGAGGGCAGGGGCGCUUCAAGAAAGCUUUCACUAGAGGUGCGCGGUUGCCUCCAAACGAGUUCCGCCCCGUGGUUCGCUGCAAGGCGGACGCGGAUUUCUUAGUCGAGUUUGCGUGUGUCCUUAUCAAGCCACCGGCAUGCGGCGCAUGCAGCAAGUGCGUCACCAUUUUCAUCUCCCACCUCCCCUUCAUCACUCUCAUUGCCAACUAUGCCUAUCGCCCCGCCACCGUCCUCCUCAACCGCUUCCUCUCCGUCUUCCCGCCCCACUCCGAUGAGUUCAAGAGGCUUCUCAACCGUCUGGGGCUGGACGCCCCGCAUUGCAGCGUGCAUGCGGUGCGGGAGCGGGUGGAGCAGGUGCCGAUUUCCUUCCUGCUCAGCCUUGCCAUGAACUGCCCCAAGCCCCUCCUGCAGGGUGCGACUGAGGGGCAGCACAGCCCUAGAGCUGGUGGGAGAAGCUCUGGGCCGAAAGAGAGGGCUCGUGGGAGGAGGGCGGGGAGUGGGGACAGUGGGGAUGGAGGGGAUGGUGAAGGGGAUUGCGGGGAUGUGUGGGAGGACGUGCAGUCAUGGUUCAUGGUGGCAAUGAUGCCACCUGCUAUGGGAGUGCAGGCGUCCCUGGAAGCCUGCAGGGGCAGCCGGUCCAGGGAGAUUGGUACGCUUGCGAACGAGGAAGAAGUUAUCGAGAUGUGUAGGUGGUCUGCAUUCCCGAGGUUUUGUGAAGACAUGGAGCGCGAGGGUGGGUCUGCCAGUCCAUGGGGAAGUCGCAGCAAGCGGAAGGGCAAGAAGGCGGACGUGCCGGCUUAUCUGAAGCCAUGGCCGGGGGGAGUCAACCUGGUGGCAUGUCUGCGAGAGAUGCUGCUGGGGCAGCCAUGCUACCGCCCUCCCUCCUGUGCUGCCUCUUCCACCCCUGCUGCUGUAAGCACCGCUGCUGCAUCUUUAACUUCUGCAUCAAGAGACACUGCAAAUUCAGCAACCACUUGGGAUGCUCCAAUCGCCGUUGCUGCACCAAGCACCACUAUUUCAGCAGCCAUUUGAAAAGCAGAUUUCACUUCAAAUGUUGAAGGCUCAGGUCCUGCGCCUGGUAGGCGGCAUGUGUGCACUAGUCCGGCGUGUGGGAGGACGGAGGGUGGCAGUGUGAAGCUGAGGAGCUGCUCUGGGUGUGGGAAGGUGGUGUAUUGCAGCAGAGACUGCCAAAAUGCGCACUGGCCCUUCCACAAGCUCGCAUGCCCAGGCAGGACCGGUGGGAAGAGGAGUGGCAGCACCAGUGGCAAGGUCUGAUUUCAGUUGCCAUGUUAGACGUGUCUGAUUUCAGUUGCUAUGUUAGACGUGUCUGAUUUCAGUUGCCAUGUUAGACGUGUCUGAUUUCAGUUGCCAUGUUAGACGUGUCUGAUUUCAGUUGCCAUGUUAGACGUGUCUAAUUUCAGUUGCCAUGUUAGACGUGUCUGAUUUCAGUUGCCAUGUUAGACAGGUCUGAUUUCAGGUUUCACGUCAUUCUCCGUACUCUGCUUGUGAGGGAAGGAUGUCUCAGACGCUUGUUGCCCACAGCUGGAGCUCUCCUGCCGUGAGGCAGGAUUUGGAUGUGAUGUGACCCACUGUCAAAUUGUGACACAACCUCAGAGGAGUGUGCAGUGCAGUCGUCAUAGGCAGUGCAGUCUCUCAAAGAAGCUUAGGACACUAACUAAACUUAGGAACCUAGCUUAGCUAGGAAGGAAGGAAGGACGCCAUGGAAUGGCGUGAGGCAAGUAGAUCUAGGAGUAGGCAAAAGUGACGAGAAAGAAGAGAGUUGGACUAGGAAGAGAGAGGGGUACAAGGAGGGGAUUGACACUAACUAAACUUAGGAACCUAGCUUAGCUAGGAAGGAAGGAAGGACGCCAUGGAAUGGCGUGAGGCAAGUAGAUCUAGGAGUAGGCAAAAGUGACGAGAAAGAAGAGAGUUGGACUAGGAAGAGAGAGGGGUACAA
This is a messenger RNA of Closterium sp. NIES-67, 2949 nucleotides long. Lineage: Eukaryota; Viridiplantae; Streptophyta; Zygnematophyceae; Desmidiales; Closteriaceae. The record is from the annotation of a GenBank genome assembly.